Messenger RNA from Agrilus planipennis (emerald ash borer), 2026 nucleotides. It is a transcript of the gene Tcgr2, whose product is annotated as gustatory and odorant receptor 22-like. Bases 415 to 1674 code for a protein of 419 amino acids. The record is from RefSeq and is a predicted model, not a curated record. The transcript has 8 exons. Lineage: Eukaryota; Metazoa; Arthropoda; Insecta; Coleoptera; Buprestidae. Gene Ontology annotation, cellular component: membrane; neuronal cell body; axon. Gene Ontology annotation, biological process: sensory perception of taste.
AUACCUCUUUAUUUCUAACGUUAUAGAGUAAUCCAUUUUUAUUUUUUUAAAUCGUUAAUAUUUGUAUUACAAACGCUUAUUUACUAAAAUAAGGCAAAGUAAGUAAAAUAGAAAAUAAAGGUAAUGCAAGAGAAAUUUAAAUUCUUUCCUUUUUACUGACUCUAAAACCUUUUAUAUUGCCCUCAAUUUUCAAUGAAAGUAAUUCAUUUCUUGUUUCUUCGCAUGAUAUCAUUUUUCAGAUAUUUAAUUCUACCGUUAGCAUUGAACUAAAAUGUAAAUUAUACUCGCUGUCAAUCAGCAAUGACACUUCUGUAAACUUAUGUAAUAACGACACGCAGAGUUAAUUUAUAGUGAGAUAAUUUCGAUUCUUCGAUUUUUGCGGCUAGUUGUUAAUUUGAUCGUUUGUGUUCAAAAAUGAAGGCGCAGAAUGUCUCUGACACCGACUUCGGGACGAAAUUUAAUAAUUUCAUGAAAAAAACGAGUAGAGCAGAAGAAAUCAAAAAGAGAGAAAGUUUGAGUUACGACAAUGCACAAGCUUUAGACGAACAUGACCAAUUUUAUAGGGACCAUAAACUUCUUCUGCUUUUAUUUCAGGUUUUAGGAGUGAUGCCUAUUGAAAGAGGUAGACUCGGUGAAAUUACUUUCAGUUGGACCAGCAUACCGUCAAUUUAUGCCUAUUGUUUUUAUGCUGUUACAACAGUCCUUGUAGUGUUUGUUGGAAGAGAACGCCUGGAUAUUUUGACGAAUCAAAGUAGAAAAUUUGACGAAUACAUUUACGCAAUUUUGUUUGUUGUAUUCUUAAUUCCGCAUUUCUGGAUACCGUACGUUGGUUGGGGUGUAGCAACCGAAGUGUGCGAUUAUAAGAAUAGCUGGACGAGAUUUCAACUGGACUAUUUCAAAAUAACAGGUCGAAAUUUGCAAUUCCCCCAUUUGAAUACACUGAUUGUGGCUAUCAGUUCUGGAUGUUUGGUGUUAGCCGUUGUGUUUCUACUAAGCUUGAGUAUGCUUUUGGAAGGAUUUACUUUAUACCAUACGAGUGCUUAUUUGCAUAUAAUAACAAUGAUUAACAUGAACGGCGCAUUACUUUAUAUCAAUUGCAGGGCUAUUGGAAAUGCAAGUAAAGCUGUUGCAGACAGUUUCGAUCAGGAUAUGGAGGGUGAUGUGACAACAACUCUUGUUGCACUAUAUAAAAAACUCUGGAUGAGUUUAAGUGAACUGCUUCAAAAACUUGGCAGUGCAUAUUCGAGAACGUAUUCAACUUUAUCUCUGUUUUUACUUACUAAUGUUACUAUUGCAGCAUAUGGAUUCACCAGCGAGGUAAUCGACCACGGUUUUACAUUUACAUUUAAGGAAAUGGGUUUGCUGGUUGAUUUUGCGUAUUCCAUGGGUUUACUAUUCACAAUUUGCGAUUGUUCUCAUAAAGCAUCCGAAUACAUUGCCAAACGUGUACAAACGACAUUAUUAAAUAUUCGAUUAUCUAAAGUUGAUGUCACUACUUCAGAAGAGAUCCAAAUAUUUCUUAUGGCUAUACAAAUGAAUCCACCGAAAGUAUCAUUGAAAGGUUACACCGUCCUCAACAGAGAAUUAUUAACUACGUUUCUAGCGACAAUAGCUAUUUAUCUUAUAAUCCUAUUGCAAUUCAAAGUUAGUCUGUUAUCACAACGUGGAGGUUGAUUUGGUAGAAAUAACAAAUGCAACAAUAAUAAAGAGUUGAAAUAGAGCUGUAGCUGCAAAUUUACCUUAGAAUAAUAUUAUUUUCCUAUGAACAGAAAUCAGCAAGACCUUGUUGUUACUAGAUAGUUUAAAACGUGAACCAAAUUAAUCAGCGCUGCUUUUUUCCAGUAUAAAAUAAGCCUUAGAAUUCAAGUCUAUAAUGCCAAACUAAGUAUGUUACAAUAAAUCAUCAAUUAAUUAAAUAAUUAAGAAACCAUCUAGCUCUACCACAAAGGUUUGUACACUCAUAUUUUAAAAGAGUAUGCAUACGUUACCGGAAAUGUAAUUUCUAGGAAUUGUAUACAAUUCCGAG